Phlebotomus argentipes is the source of this 990-nucleotide messenger RNA. RefSeq names its product cation-dependent mannose-6-phosphate receptor-like. NCBI's taxonomy places the organism in Eukaryota, Metazoa, Arthropoda, Insecta, Diptera, Psychodidae. Gene Ontology annotation, cellular component: trans-Golgi network. The transcript has 3 exons. The record is from RefSeq and is a predicted model, not a curated record. The coding region runs from base 65 to 829 and encodes 254 amino acids.
CAACGGAAAAAGCUGUCAGAAGUGCGCGGAAUGUGAGGUUAGGGAGUGACGAAACGAAAACACAAUGGAAAAACUCGGAAUUUUCGCAAUUUUCCUGCUUCUGCACACCAAUGGUUUGUUGUGCGAGGACAAUCCCUGCAGACACGCCCUGGCCAACACCGAUGUGGUGGAUUUGACACCGCUGAAAACCCACCAGUACAUCACAUAUGCGUCCAACAAUCAAAUCUAUGUGUUCAGCAUCUGUGAGGAUUCCAAGAAAAUCCCCGAGCAAAUCUUGCCGAAAGACGAAAGCAAUCCCUGCACCAAGGACGAGGGAUACUCUCUGUGCUUGUUCAAUAGCACAUCCCCGGUGAAUUCUACAAAAUUGGCCAAAACUUCAGAAUGGAAGUGGACAGAGAAUCAAGGGAAUAUUUCUCUCACGACCAAGUUCAAUGCUUCAGAACUGCGCAUACAACUUUCGUGCUUAUCGUCAUCACACGAGUCAACAUUUUUCGUAGCAACUCCGGCAGCUGAUCCGAAAGACGUUGCUCGGGAAUUUCACCUCUUGUCGCCGCUGGCGUGUCCCCAAAAGGUGGCCCACGAUGACGGCUUAAGCACAGGAUCUGUACUUAUGAUAAUUCUGCUUGUGGCAUUCAUCACCUAUCUGGGGAUCGGGAUAGUCGUGAAUUUCUUCCUGGUGGGAGCUCGAGGAAUGGAAGUCAUACCAAAUAUCCAAUUCUGGCGAAAUCUGCCGGGACUAGUCAUGGACGGCAUCAGAUUCGUGCAGAAUGGAUGCAAAGUGAGGCCCAGCGAUCUGGUUCAAGGUCGCGACACCUACGACUCAAUCUGAAUUUGGAGGCUUCUUUCUUUCAUCUCACAAAGCCAAUAAGUCGUAGAUUUGUGAAUAUAUCUACUUGUUAUAAGAAAUGUAAUCUUUUCACAUGGAAUAAAGAGCGUUUUGAGUGAGGAAUUGCGCAUUUUCCUCAUGUUCUGGAGAAGCUUCUGAGAAGU